Talpa occidentalis (Iberian mole) is the source of this 1617-nucleotide messenger RNA. RefSeq names its product empty spiracles homeobox 2 (gene EMX2). Gene Ontology annotation, biological process: brain development; neuron differentiation; regulation of DNA-templated transcription. Gene Ontology annotation, molecular function: DNA binding; DNA-binding transcription factor activity, RNA polymerase II-specific. Lineage: Eukaryota; Metazoa; Chordata; Mammalia; Eulipotyphla; Talpidae. The record is from RefSeq and is a predicted model, not a curated record.
GCCGGGAGCCCCGGGCGCGCGCCCCUCGGCGCAGCAUGUUCCAGCCGGCGCCCAAGCGCUGCUUCACCAUCGAGUCGCUGGUGGCCAAGGACAGUCCCCUGCCCGCCUCCCGCUCCGAGGACCCCAUCCGCCCGGCGCUCAGCUACGCCAACUCCAGCCCCAUAAACCCGUUCCUCAACGGCUUCCACUCGGCCGCCGCCGGCAGGGGCGUCUACUCCAGCCCGGACUUGGUGUUCGCCGAGGCGGUCUCGCACCCGCCCAACCCCGCCGUGCCGGUGCACCCGGUGCCGCCGCCGCACGCCCUGGCCGCCCACCCCCUGCCCUCCUCGCAUUCGCCACACCCCCUCUUCGCCUCGCAGCAGCGGGACCCGUCCACCUUCUACCCCUGGCUCAUCCACCGCUACCGCUAUCUGGGCCACCGCUUCCAAGGGAACGACACAAGUCCGGAGAGCUUUCUUUUGCACAACGCGCUGGCCCGAAAGCCGAAGCGGAUCCGAACCGCCUUUUCCCCAUCCCAGCUUUUGAGGCUGGAACACGCCUUCGAGAAGAACCAUUACGUAGUGGGCGCCGAGAGGAAGCAGCUGGCGCACAGCCUCAGCCUCACGGAAACUCAGGUAAAAGUAUGGUUUCAGAACCGAAGGACGAAGUUCAAAAGACAGAAGCUGGAGGAAGAAGGCUCAGAUUCGCAACAGAAGAAGAAAGGGACACACCAUAUUAACCGGUGGAGAAUCGCCACCAAGCAGGCGAGUCCCGAGGAAAUAGAUGUGACCUCAGAUGACUAAAAACACAAACGAACCCUCCAGAAACGGACAACACGGAGCAAAACAGAGAGAGAGAGAGAGAGAGAGAGGAGGAGAAGGAAAAAAAUGACAAAACAAAACCAAACAGCACACACACAUUCACGGAGCAGGGCAGAGGGAGUGAGAACGAAGCUGCACCGCAGACUUUGGGCGGCGAGGGCCGGGGUCCCGAUCCCCGCACGGCGAUGGCAGAGGACGCGCUCCUCGAUCGACGUGCAACCCUCGUCUAAAGAGGCAGCUGAGUGAGUGAGAGAGACAGAGAGAGGGAGGCAGAGAAAGAGAGAGAGAGAGAGAGAGAGAGAUCCCAAUGUGGCAAAGCGAAAGGCGCGCUGACAAGGGGAACUGUCAGUCAAACACCAGCCCGGGAGACGAGGUGAUUAGCAGGUAUUCCGUUUAUCACAGUCCGAUUUUUAAAAAAUGAUGAUAAUAUGAUGAUAAAAGAAAAAAAAACCCAACCAGGCACAGGACUUUUUUUUUUUUUUGCACUUCACAGUGUUUCCCCCAUCUUUAAAAAUAAUUAGUAAUAAUAACAAUCGAAUUCCAUAUCCAGCCCCAUCCCACACCUGUUCAAAAACUUGAAAUGCAUGUAGCAGUUGUUGGGUGAAUGGUGUCUAAAGACAGAAAACGAAUUGUAAUUUUCUUUUCCUUUUAAAGACAGGUUCUGUGUGCUUUUGCUUUUGAUUUUUUUUUUUGAGAAAUGUGCAGUCUGUAAACAAUUUUUGAUACCUUCUGACGUCAAAGUGAUUGUGAACGCUAAAUGAAGUAGGCUCAGCGAUAGCGGUCCUCUUAUGGAGAGUUGGGGAGCAGGUUGGGGAGC